CAAAGCACAUAAUUUAAACACAAACUUUACGUCACAAAUCAAACCUCGACAACAUUCACUAACACAUUUUUAUCGUAUGUAAAAAUAUCUGUCAUCAAUAGUCACCACGUUUUACGUCUGUAAGGAAGUGCUUCCGGUAGCGGCUUUUGCAUAAAAAAGUUUUGCUCGGAACUACGUAGAUUCUCGUAUUCAGGGAACAGUCAAGGAGGUUCCUCCUGCUGUUUGUAUUAUAGUUCUGUGCAGCAAGAUGGAUUCUGAGGAAAGUCCAGAAGGAGAGACCCUUGGUCCUAUGCUAAAGCCAAGAUUACAGAGGAUGUCCAGGAGCCUGAACCUACUGACCAAGAGGUUUGUUAGGCUGCUGCAGGAGUCCAAGCACGGAGAGCUGGACCUCAGACACGCAUUCAGGGCUCUGGCUGUUAAACAGAUAAGACGGAUCUACGAUAUCACAAAUGUGCUGGAGGGCAUCGGUCUUAUUGUGAAAAUAUCAAAGUGCCAUGUAAAAUGGGUAGGGACACCUCAUGAUAAAAGACUCAUAAAGCUGAAGUCUGAGCUGGAGGACUUGAGGUGCAAGGAAUUUAUGCUGGACCGGCAGAGGAUCUUGGCUGAAGAGAGCAUCAGGAACCAUACUGAAGACUGCAAGAAUCUGACCUAUGUGACCAAUGAAGAUAUCUGCAACUGCUUCAGUGGUCACAUUCUUUUGGCAGUGCAAGCACCACCAGGCACCCAGCUAGAUGUUCCCAUUCCCAAAGCUUGUGUAUGUAUUGUCCUGCAGGUCCAGAACUGCCCGGCAAAGUAUCAGAUCUAUCUGAAAAGCAUCAGAGGGCCUAUAGAUGUCGUCCUUCUUAACAAGAGAACUGAUAGCUCUGCUCCCGUUGUACUUCCAGUCCCACCACCUGAAGAAAUCUUGCAGUGUGCCAAGUCAGCCAUGUCUGUGUCAGAAAACAAAGAUAGAUUCUGUGAGGCCUCAGCUUUGAUCACAAAAAGCACUAAAUCUGACUGGGAAGCUGAGCAGGACGUGCAGCCACUUCAAGAACCGUCUUUUCUAAACGCUAACCUCAACAUGACAGAUGAGUUUGCUUGUGAGUAUUAA
This is a messenger RNA of Girardinichthys multiradiatus, 1090 nucleotides long. RefSeq names its product transcription factor E2F4-like. Gene Ontology annotation, biological process: regulation of transcription by RNA polymerase II. The record is from RefSeq and is a predicted model, not a curated record. Gene Ontology annotation, molecular function: RNA polymerase II cis-regulatory region sequence-specific DNA binding; DNA-binding transcription factor activity, RNA polymerase II-specific; protein dimerization activity. Gene Ontology annotation, cellular component: RNA polymerase II transcription regulator complex. The transcript has 7 exons. Bases 248 to 1090 code for a protein of 280 amino acids. Lineage: Eukaryota; Metazoa; Chordata; Actinopteri; Cyprinodontiformes; Goodeidae.